Molecule: messenger RNA, 6225 nt
Organism: Ophidiomyces ophidiicola
Lineage: Eukaryota; Fungi; Ascomycota; Eurotiomycetes; Onygenales; Onygenaceae
Gene: APC1
Product: Anaphase-promoting complex subunit 1
Exons: 1
Coding region: 1-6225 (2074 amino acids)
Biological process (GO): metaphase/anaphase transition of mitotic cell cycle; anaphase-promoting complex-dependent catabolic process; protein K11-linked ubiquitination
Cellular component (GO): anaphase-promoting complex
Molecular function (GO): molecular adaptor activity
Source: RefSeq, a predicted model, not a curated record
AUGGCGGCAGUUUACUCGCUGGGCCUCCACGAACCUUCAGCUGUCCCAUACCUUGUUGCCGAGUCCGUGAUUUCACCGCACACGCCGUUGAACGCGUUUACAUGGAAGACAUGUUGCAAUGAGAAUGAGGGAGGAGUUGCCGUUGAAGAAGAGCUGUUUGUCACUGACAAUCGUGUCGUCUGGUCUCGAGGAGGCGUGGUAAUCCGGGCUUUUGGAUUUGAUGUUGAGAAUGAGAAGGUCACCCACGCUUUGUUUGCAUAUUUUCCUGGUGAUGAAUGGACAAAUAGUUUUACGGGGCAACUGAGAGGCUCUCAUGAUGCUGCGGCUACUACUCAGAUACCGGCUCCAGACCCGAAUGCCGGGAACACUUCGUCAGGGCAGAGUCGAAAGCUGGCCAAGCAGGUUAUUAUCAAUGAGAAACACAGCUCUGACGGCAUACAUGGACUCUCUCAUGAGGACGAAAACAGUAGGAGAUCCAUGUCUAGAGCCUUGGUUGUGGUGUUACAGUCUCAGAUGCAUAUUUUCAUAAUCUCUGGAGAUACUCAUGUAGUUCCACUGCCCUUCGAAGUGGACUCCAUCUGGGCUGCCCCAUGCGGCCUGUUAUUCCAAGCACAGGUUUCUGAAAGCACACCACCGCCCGUCCCGCCAGUGCCUCCCAAUUCUUUUGUGUCACCACAGAAUAUACAGCUGAAGUCAAGGACGUCGGGGUCCUUCUCUGCCUCUGCUCGAAGUAGUGCCAGAUUCUCACUGACAAUGUCUCCUUCUUAUUCUACGAAAUCAAAGUUGGAAAAGGAGAAAUUUUACCCCAGAACCUUUUCCCUUUUGGACCACCAUUCAGAGAUGGGAUUGGUCGCCGUCUCUCCCAAUGUGCCGAACGUCUCCUCAACACUCCUAGAAGCCCUAAGCCCUUUAGAAGAUAUUCUUUAUGUAUCUUCCACGAACGAACUACCGCACCUUGAUCCUCGAAAACCAGUUCGUCAUCCUUUAAUACUUGUUGUGACACUUAAUGAAACUACCGGGCUCUACACUGUCUGGACGGCCCAGCAAAGAGAGAAGGGCUCUGGUUUUCGUCGGAGUCGGAAAGGAAGGACAUCGAACGCGACGUAUGGUAGGCGUAGGAGCUCUUACUUUGAUGUACCAGCUGGCGUUGCUACUCCUGCAAGCCGUGGGGCCAACGGACUAAGAGAGAGUUUUGGAAUGCUUAAUCAAGUCCGAAGUGCAUCGCAUACACUCAAUUCACAAGUUCCAGAUGCUCACCCUGAAAAGGAAGAAGCUUUAGCAUCACAGCUAGGUCAAGAUUUUGGUGAUAUUGGGGCUUCGUGGAAAGCAUCGAGGAGAGUUAGCUCCCUAUUAGCACGCAGCGAUUUGGGUGGAAACCAUGACAGAACUACAUUUACCGAUUUGAUGGCUGGAAAUCAAUCAAAUACCCCAUUUACCCGCAAAGUGGAAUCCUUCGCCGGAAGUACUCGGGCGAGCUUUGGGUACCGCCGCAGAAGCUCUCUACCUCCUGGAAAUCCCUCCGUCUUUAGCGCUGGGAGCAGUUUUCUGGAUGUUCCCGUUGAUAAAUUCCUUGAGGGGUUGAAUAAAGAAGGUCAGUUGGAAGGUUUCGAGACUAUGGGCCUCGGAGAAAGCGUAUCUGGACUACCGAGAGAGAUCAUUUUGUCAAAAGUAGGAAGUUAUUCCUCAGGUUUUUCAAGCCUACGCGGCUUAACAGCAAGUGAAAAACGCGGAAAGUUCGAGGUUUUUACCGUGUCGUCUUUCUACGAAACCUACCCUGAUAAACCUGAUGCCACUCCUAUUUCCGUUUGCAUUUUGAACAAACAUUCGAAGAACUUAGUCGUUUUGAAUUUACAAGUUCAAAAGACAAAGUCAUCUACGCUUUCCACUGGAAAAGCAAAAAAGCACAACUCCUUAGACGUCGUUUAUAAUGUUCAGCUCAGGGAUGUUCGCCAAGGAUCCAAUGUCAUUGACUGCCGCAAACUUAUUGACGGGGAAAUUUCUCGAAUGCUUGUGUUAUCCACUACUCUUGAUGGUCGGGGCGAAUUGACCUUGCAAGCCCCUUGGAGCACUCUAGCCAAAAUUGAACUACCAUCUUAUUUGGGACUGUAUGAACCUUCUAACAUUUCUCCUGCACGCUUAUCAAACUACCCACGAGAGGCUGGCCUGAGAAGAGUGCUUGAUAGCAGCAGUUUUAAUCUCUGCGCGCUAGAUCACCCCAGCCAUAGGGGAAAGGUUGAUAUAGUUGACGAUCAGAACAGGAAGCAUAGGCUUCAGGUCCAAAUGGAACCCCGCAACGUACUUGUUAAGCGUAUACUCAAUGUAUGCCGGUUUGUUUUGCGACAGUGUGAAAAAGGAGGUGACGGAAUUCUCGUGACCUGGUGGGAGACAUUGAGGUGGCUUCGUUCUAGAAAUGAGAAUUGUAACAGCCUAGAAUGGACCGCCCUUGUCGUAACACUCUUUUCUAUGGCAGUUUACUUCAUCGAAGGUGAUUUCUCAAUAACUGGUGCCAAGCCGAAGCGAAAAAGAGGUGCAUUACUACGCUCAAGCAGUGGUUUUGUUGACUUUGAGAACUGGGACACAAUGUUGGAACAGGAAGCCGGUUCAUCAGGUAUUUCACCGUCUUGGAUGAUGACGCCUUCAUGGGGAUGGAUUCGUGAGGGAGAAGACCAUGUUGAGGUCGCUCAAGCAAAUCACCCCUCAAAUGCAUCCUUACUUCAUCAAUCCGUUUCAAAGAAAAACCAAUACAUUAUCCGAUGUGCCUCUCUUGCGCGUCAAUUUAUCUUAUCUCCUCAAGGCGAAGCGACCAGUGGCGCCGAGGGUUAUUUGCCUACUGCUGUCUCAAAAAGCACCGAGACCCGAAGGACUGCGCUGGGUACCAUCUUAGUUGCGCUACACUUGUUUCGCGAGGAAUUGAAACUAUCAUCUGUCGAUGCUGAUUUGUUGAACAAUUCCACGGGGCUCAUGCUGCCUGUACUGGCACAAAUUGGCACCUGGUUAGGGUGGAAAUCGUGGACUUGGAAAGAAAAUUCAUACUAUGGCCUGGAGAGUUCCAGCAUAAAUGGCUGGUCGUUUGAGGAAUCCGAAAUAUCGACACUAGACAUACCAUCAGAGCCGUUUGCUCCACCAUCAGUGUUUCAGAGCGUGGAGCAUUUUGUGCAGAAUAAACAGUUUAACUUCAUUACUCUCUUAGACUUAGUUUCGAGGACAGAGGCUAAACGAGAUACAGGGAAACUAUGGGAGCAAGCCAUUGAGCUUACACCUAGGACACUGGCCGUCUCUGGGGUACUUUCGGAAAUUGAGCUACAAUCCUCACCAGCUGAGAGAGCGGCAUUGCUACUACGUUGGCGCUUAACCACAUCAAUCCUUGAUACUCUUCCAUACGGCAUUAGCGCACCGCUGCAUGAAGCGAUUGCCCAUUGUCGAAGUAACCCAUCACUUAGUUGUGGACCCUCCAUACUCGAAUUUAUUGACAGGAACGAUAUUUCAUUGACCAUUUCUAACGAACAUCUUACGCCUCCAAUACCGCGACUACAGGUUUUGCAGUCUCACGAUGCGUCACGCGAUAUUCUUCACAUUGGAUCUUCAGUUUACGAUGGUAACGGGGUUAAUUCGUUUGAAGCGUCUGCGGAGGCUGACAGACUUUCCGUUACUAAACUCAUUUUCCGUGACGAUAGACGAUUUUUUGAAGCUGUGAAAGUAUUGAACCAAAUGAGAGCUCCGGUAGUAGAGUGCCAGCCAGAGCCGGACUGGUCAGAAGCCGAUUUACUUGAAGCACAACAGGAGCUGGUACAGCUUGUUACUCUGCGCACAUUGUCUAUCCCGAGCGGGCGUGGGUUGCUAUUCUUUAGCAGUCGAGUGCCUCUAUCCACGGAGAAACUCCCAAUUCCUUCAUUUUCCUUGCAAUGUGUCGUAAAACCCUCUAAUAUCACGAUUAGUGCUGACAAAACCUCGUUCACGGAAGAAAAAGUAUGCUGGGCCUUCUUUCAUAAUGGGGCCUCGACUGGCCUUGCUAUAUCUAAAGCUGCCAGAGGCAUUGACACCUCAUGGAUAUUAUACAACAAACCUGGUGAAUUGACGAAUCGACAUGCAGGUUUUCUGCUCGCACUUGGUCUAAACGGACACCUCAAAUGUCUUGCAAAAUGGGUGGCUUUUAAGUAUUUGACACCGAAACACACAAUGACCUCUGUUGGAUUGCUCUUAGGCCUCUCGGCGUCAUAUCUUGGAACAAUGGAUACCCUGAUAGCACGCCUACUUUCGGUUCAUGUUACAAGAAUGCUUCCACCCGGCGCAGCAGAACUGAAUCUAUCUCCGCUAACCCAGACUACUGGAAUAAUGGGGAUUGGUUUGCUCUACUGUAACUCUCAGCAUCGCCGAAUGAGCGAAAUAAUGCUCUCAGAAAUCGAAAAUACGGAAACGGAGGAUACAUCGCUGUCCCAAGAAAUCUUGCGAGACGAAGGGUAUCGUUUAGCCGCUGGGUUUGCCCUGGGCUUCAUUAAUCUAGCCAAAGGAAAGGAUUUGGGAGGCCUUCGUGAUAUGCGUGUUGUCGAAAGGUUGCUUGCCCUUGCAGUAGGCACAAGACAAGUAGAUAUGGUUCACACUCUGGACAGAGCCACGGCCGGCGCUACUAUUGCUCUUGCAAUCAUCUUUAUGAAGUCGAACGACGCGGCUCUCGCCAAGCAAGUCGACAUACCCGAUACGGCAGCUCAAUUUGACUAUGUUCGCCCUGAUAUCUUUCUUCUUCGUACCCUAGCUCGACAUUUAAUUAUGUGGGAUGCAAUCAAACCAAACCAUAAAUGGGUUGAGAUGUCUCUUCCACUGGCUUAUAGGAGCAGGUGUCGUCUUCUUACAAUUCGUCGGCUGAGCACAGACGAUAUGCCGUUAUUCAAUAUUAUUGCGGGUAUCUGCUUCGCUAUGGGCCUGCGCUACGCGGGCUCCAGGUCAAAGGGAGCGCGUGACGUGCUUGUUUUUUACCUUGAUCAGUUUAUUCGAAUCUGUCGUCUGCCGGCCAUCAACUACGACUCGAGGUUGACGCGGAAUUCGGCAAGAAACUGCCAAGAUGUCAUUGCGCUCUCUGCCGCCGUUAUUAUGGCUGGAGCUGGCGAUGUGCCUGUUUUUCGCCGUUUACGCUCGCUUCACGGCCGCGUUGACAUGGACACUACAUAUGGAAGCCACCUAGCAACACAUAUGGCCAUUGGGAUAUUGUUUCUGGGAGGAGGAACACAUACAUUGGGAACAUCGGAUAUUGCCGUCGCGUCGUUACUUUGUGCAUUAUACCCGGUAUUCCCAACGACCGUACUGGAUAAUAAAUGCCAUUUGCAAGCGUUUCGGCAUCUGUGGGUCUUAGCAGCCGAACCUCGAUGUCUGAUCCCUCGCGACCUCGAAACCGGACGCGCAAUGCCAAUUCCUGUCUCCUUGACAUUCAAGUCCGGGGAAACAAGGAUGACCAUAGCACCCUGUCUUCUGCCAGAGGUGUCAUUGCUUGCUAGUAUAAAAGUACAGAGCCCUGACCACUGGAAACUUAACCUCGAUUUCACUGCUGAUGAAUCCCUGCUUGACAAAUUUCGCUGCGGGAAUCAAUCUAUCUACCUCAAGAGACGGACCACCUAUAAUAUUGCUGGAAGAACCAUGUUCUCGGCAACAAUGUCGGCAUUGACAGAGCUACAGGAUGUCCCCGUCGCCUCGUCCAAAGCCCUCAGCGGCAGCGCCAACCCCACCACACCCUCCCUUUGCUCAUACGGGAAUUCCUCGGUCGAGAUCAGAAUUCCCGCGCGCCAUCUCUGGGAAUGGAUUUUCAAGCUGCCCGCCUUCAGGCACCUCGACAUGAGCGAAAAGACCCUGGUCCUGCCGCCCAAUCCGUUCGACCAGUCACUGCAGCCCAACAACUCGCCAAGGAGCGAGCUCGUGCUGCCGCCCUGGAUUCGCCCUACGGUCGUCGAGGCGAGACUGUCGGUCGAUAGGAUAGUGCGCGACAUGGUAUCCGCGGCCAAAGGCCGAGGAGCCGGGUGCGAUGUGAUCCGGGACCGGCUGUGGCAGCUCCGUCUGCUUUUCGCGUGGUUGGAGCAGGGUGAAAAGGAGGGCGGGAAAGACAAGCGGUCGAAACCGGAGGGACAGCAGGGUGAGAGGGAGGAGAGCGGUUUGUGGCUUCGGAAGAGUGUGAUUGACGAUGCGAAGUGGAAGAUCUGGGCCAUUCAGGCAGGCGAUGUUGGUGCUGUUGGGCAGGAGUAG